Messenger RNA from Anopheles nili, 1557 nucleotides. Its product is annotated as homeobox protein B-H1-like. The record is from RefSeq and is a predicted model, not a curated record. Lineage: Eukaryota; Metazoa; Arthropoda; Insecta; Diptera; Culicidae. The transcript is spliced from 3 exons. Gene Ontology annotation, biological process: regulation of DNA-templated transcription. Bases 1 to 1557 code for a protein of 518 amino acids. Gene Ontology annotation, molecular function: DNA binding; DNA-binding transcription factor activity, RNA polymerase II-specific.
AUGCUCGAGGAAGCCGACAUGAGAGCCGGCAAGAUGCUGUGCCGUACGAGCAGUCCACCACCACCGAGCAGCAGUCCUGCGGGGUCAGAGAUUUCCGUCGGCUCCCCAAGCCCUCCACCUCUCGGCAGUGAUCCCACCCAUUCCGCCCACCUGCCUCUACAUCCGCAUCCGCUGGCUGUUACGCAUCUGGUGCAUCAUCAUUCGCUCGUACACCCACACCACCCAGCGUUACACGCCCAUGCAGCCCUUCAGGCUCGUGCCGAGGACUACUUUACACCUCUGAAGCGGUUACGGAUGGUUGAGGGAGCCGGAGAACUUGCCAGCCCACCUGGGGGUAGUCCUAAGGAGUCUACUAGUCGGGGGUCGAGUCCUCCGACGCCCAUCAUCGGUGGCACCAGUGCCCUAGGCACACCGAAUGGAGCUGUCACCAACACCAGCACCAACGCCACCAACACCACCAGCACUACCAAAGCGUCCACUGGCGUCACCCCCGUCGAAGGCGUCAAAUCCUUCUCGAUCGCUGACAUCCUGGGUCGUGACGCGGAACCCAGUGGUGGAGGUCGAGAACCUCGCGAUCCGAGUCCACCUCCUGCCACCACCGGUCUGCAUCCACACCCCCAUCACCUGCACUUGUCGGCGCAUCAUCCUGCGGCACACCUGGCAGCCGCCCACCAUCAUCAUCAACACCAUCAUCACCAUCAUCAUGGAGGCAGCAACACGUUGCAACAGGCCGCUUCGAAGAUCGUACGACCUUGGGAUCACCUUCGUGGGCCAAUCCCUGUGCGACCGUUUCUACCGCCGGCGUUGCUGCAUUACGAGCACCGAUUGGCGCUUGAUUACCAUCAACAGUUGCAGGAGCACUUCCGGGCGCAGGCUCAACUGCUGCGGCACAUGAGCAUGGACAUCAUCCCAUCGGAGAGUGGUUCAGAGCGGUCCAGUUCGGCUGCCAGUGACUGUUGCUCACCGGAGAUCGGUCGUGGAUCCGAUCACCAGAGCCACCAAUCCUCGCAGUCGUCCUCGUCGGGUGUGGGUGGAGGUUCUGGGGCUGGUGGAGCGAGUGAUGGAGUGCGCGGUGCUAAUGGGGGUGCUGGCGGAGGUAACAAAACGGCAGGAGGCAAGACGGCCCCGAACGGGACGCCGCUCGAUGCGCUCUUCCAGAUGACCAACAAAAACUUCGACGAGUCCAACGAAGAAAGUGAGCAAUCGCAUUUAAACCUGUUCGCCAACCGACCGCAGCCAAAGAAGAAGAGGAAAUCCCGGACGGCGUUCACCAACCACCAGAUAUUCGAGCUGGAAAAGCGGUUCCUCUACCAGAAGUACCUGUCGCCGUCGGAUCGGGACGAGAUCGCGGCCGCUCUCGGUCUAUCUAACGCACAGGUCAUAACGUGGUUCCAGAACCGGCGAGCCAAACUGAAACGCGACAUGGAAGAGCUAAAGAAAGACGUCGAGACGGUGAAGGUGCUGUCGGCUCACAAAACGUUCCUGGAGAAUGUCAACGACAUGAACAUUCUCAAGAAGAAGAUCAUGCACGAUGACGGCGGUAGCCCCCAAAAGUAG